Molecule: messenger RNA, 2160 nt
Organism: Sclerotinia borealis F-4128
Lineage: Eukaryota; Fungi; Ascomycota; Leotiomycetes; Helotiales; Sclerotiniaceae
Source: the annotation of a GenBank genome assembly
AUGUCCUCCCAUGCGGCAUCAGGAAAUAACAACUACGAGGAUCCAAUGAAUGUUGACGAAGAAUCCGUUUCUACCUCAUCGGAUAUAUCAGAAGAACAGUUAAAUGAAGGGGAUGUCUCGGCUACAAUAUUGAGAGACUCGGCGGAUUCUUUGACAAGAUUUCGAUCGCUCCGUGAAUCAGAUGUCCUCGUACUUCUUACUCCGGUGGUCACACCGGUCAGUCAAGAAGUCACAGAUACUAGCGAUCCUUUCGAGUGCCUCGGUCGCUCUUUGGCUAAGAGACACAAAAAAGUCAGGCAUAUUCCCUAUACACAAAGGAAUGGCAUUACUUCUACUCAUCUGGGUUUCAUAAAGAGAAGCCAUGUAAUUAUCCUUUGUUUCGUGGAUCGACCCGGGCAUCAGCUUCAGCUCGAAUUUGCAGAAAUUCUCUUUGCCGUCAGUGACCACAAGCCCUGUCUCAUUAUGAUAUGCGGUGAUCAGACAAUUAUGCAAGAUUCGAUCCCCUUCCCCACAGUCAUCCUAACUUCCGGAUACACCGCAGAAGAGAUGGAAGCCGCAGCUGCAGUGAUCUUCGGAGAGCGUCAACCCAAUCCUAAAGUAGGACUAACUAGUUCGGCACCCGGCAGGACGGAGCCGAUACGACCUAAACUUUGGGCUGUUGACGAAUGGGAUGAAACCAAGGACGUAUCGAGUUUUCUCAAACUGUGGACUGAUAACUUUGACGUCCGGUUUUCCAUCGACCUUGAGGCUUUCGCGUCUCUUCUUCGCCGCAUAGGUUACGCAAAACAUUAUGUGGUUCGUGAUCCCAGAGGUGGCGAAGUCCUAGGCUUUUGUGCUACAUACCUUUCAUACGUUGAUCAAGAAGGCGAGAGACUUAUUGCAUCAUUGGCAAUACUUGUGGUUGAAAAGACAUCUCGACGGCAAGGAAUCGGUCUUAGUCUCCAUAAUCAUGCUAUGAGACAAUUUAGAAGCACACGAGGGGUUAUCCGUCUUCAACUGGGGAGUACUUUUCCGAGACUCUUGUAUGGCCCACUUCGUUCUCCUUCUCCGGAUUUGACUGAGAAUGACGAGUGGUUUCGCAGAAGGGGCUGGACACUCAACAAGGAGUCACAAGGACAGGGCCAAUCUGUGUAUGAUUUGAUUCUGGAUUUUACAAAAUGGACUUAUCGGCCGAGUCAACAGCAAGAAGGCUUUAAGUAUCGACAGAGUGUACAAGAAGAUAUGGACAAAGUUCUUCGUUUGGUUGAAGACGCAUCUAUCAAACAAGGCAAUAUGGGAUGGUUCGAUCAAUACUUUGCUCUGAGUAACGGGCCCAACGUGAAGGACAUUGUAUUAUGUCUGGAGGGAGAUCAAAUUAUUGCAAUGGCGCUCACAUACACUCCAUCUUGUGGCAGCUCAAUAUCUUCUAAUUUGCCGUGGGCAGGGCGGAUUGGCCAUGAUGUUGGUGGAGUUACAUGUUUAUGUGUUUCUCCACAAAUAAAAGAGCCAAUAGGUCCUGAACUACUGAAUGCUUGUGUUCAAAAAUUAUACCAGCAAGGGAUGAGGAGAAUGUUUUUCGAUGGCGUAGCAAAUGGCGUGGAUGAACUAAAACAACUAGGGUUUGAGGAGUGGGCAAACUACCGCGAUAGGCUGCCACCUGGAAAGGGUAUUUUCCACAAUGAGGACCUUGCGGAUUCGGACUACUGGGUGAUGGGCGAGGGUUCGGAUAAACUACAGUAUCCAGGAACCGUUUAUUUUAACGAUCAAAGCGAAUUUAUUACUGCGGAUAAGAAUCUAUCCAUACAUACUACAACGGAGGCAGGACAACAACAUGAUAGAAAGCAGAACAAUGCUUAUAUUCACUCAAUCAAAUCCCACAUUAGUCAUGGUGGAUUGGUGGGUUUACAACUCGGUCCCAGCACUUGUUGUAACAUGGUCAAAGUUGUAACCAGAAUCUCCUCACGGAGUCUUAGACAAAAUACAGGUCACGCAGCAUCAGUGCUUGUAAUCUUCGAUCUAAAGUUGAGACCACAUGAACGAGGUCAUCUCAAUGUCGUACAAGAACCCGGAACCCAACAGUGUGACGGUGUCACGACGCCAUGUCUGCGUGAUACUCCCGCUAUAGCAGCUGUGCAAACGCGCAUCUGUUGGACUAGUUCCGCUGUAUCUACUGCUGCCUGA